CCCUCUCAAUCGCUGUUGCAUCACCAAAGAACUGGACAAGUACUGGGUUGGAACCUCUCAAUCGCUUCUGCUGCAUCACUACCUGGAAUAGGAUUGAGUAGGGGGAUGGAGGCACUCAAGAACUCAUACAAGUGCUCCCUCCUCCUCCUCCUCCUCCUGCUGCCUCUGCUUCUGCUGUGGUCCUCCGUAAUGUUCACUUGUGCCGAUGCAGAAGUCCACUACCAUGAGUUUGUGGUCCAAGCGACGCCAGUGAAGAGGCUGUGCAAGACCCACAACAUCAUCACCGUCAACGGCCAAUACCCCGGUCCGACGCUAGCGGUUCGAAACGGAGACACACUCGUGGUCAACGUCGUCAACCGAGCAAAAUACAACGUCACACUUCACUGGCACGGGGUUCGACAGAUGCGAACGGCGUGGGCGGACGGGCCGGAGUUCGUGACGCAGUGCCCCAUAAGGCCCGGCGGCAGCUACACGUACCGGUUCACCAUCGAGGACCAAGAAGGCACGCUGUGGUGGCACGCACACAGCUCCUGGCUCAGGGCCACCGUCCAUGGCGCCCUCAUCAUCUAUCCCGGAGAUGCCUCCUCCUACCCAUUCCCCAAACCCCACCGAGAAUUCCCCGUCAUCCUCGGGGAGUGGUGGAAUGAGGACCCCAUCAGCGUAGUCCGGCGGGCGACGAGGACCGGAGCAGCCCCAAACGUCUCUGACGCCUUCACCAUCAAUGGCCAGCCCGGCGAUCUUUACAACUGCUCCAACAAAGAUACAACGGUCUUCCCAGUGGCGUUGGGUGAGACCAACCUACUACGGUUCAUCAACGCCGCCCUCAACAACGAGCUCUUCGUCAGCAUCGCCGGCCACAUGAUGACGGUCGUGGCCGCCGACGCCGCCUACACCAAGCCCUUCACCACCGCGGUCCUCAUGCUGGGCCCGGGGCAGACAACCGACGUCUUAGUCACCACCAACCAGCCCCCCGGCCGCUACUACAUGGCCGCCCACGCCUACGCCAGCGCCCGAGGCGUCGCCUUCGACAACACCACCACCACCGCCGUCCUCGAGUAUAAGAACAGCGGCUGCCCCACCAAGAACAGCCCGGGGCUCCCGCCGGCGUUCCCUGUCCUCCCGGCCUUCAACGACACGCCCACCGCCACCGCCUUCGCCGCCGGAAUCAGGAGCCCCCACCCCGUCCAGAUCCCCGGCCCCGUCGAUCACCACCUCUUCUUCACCGUCGGGCUGGGCCUGUUCAACUGCCCGCCUGGCCGGCGUUGCGGCGGCCCGAACGGUACUCGCUUCGGCGCCAGCAUGAACAACGUCUCCUUCCAGCUGCCCACCGGUCUCUCCCUCCUCCAAGCCCACCACCUGGGCGUGCCGGGGGUGUUCACCACCGACUUCCCGGCGGUUCCGCCGGUCCCCUUCGACUACACUGCGGCCAACGUCAGCCGGGGGCUGUGGCAGCCGGUGCUGGGGACGAAGUUGUACCCGCUCAAGUACGGGUCGGUGGUGCAGCUGGUGCUGCAGGGCACCAACAUCUUCGCGGGGGAGGAACACCCGAUGCACAUCCACGGGUACCACUUCUACGUGCUGGCGACGGGGUUCGGGAACUUCGACCCGGCGAGGGACUCGGCGAGGUUCAAUCUGGUGGACCCGCCGCUGCGGAACACGGUGGGGGUGCCGGUGAACGGGUGGGCGGUGAUCCGGUUCGUGGCGGACAACCCAGGGGUGUGGCUAGUGCACUGCCACCUGGACGUGCACAUCACCUGGGGCUUGGCCAUGGCCUUCCUGGUGGAGAACGGCGUCGGCGAGCUGCAGUCUCUGUUGCCGCCUCCCGCGGACCUUCCUCUGUGCUGAUCCCUCUCCACGGCUUCACCCUCUCCUCGUCUCUGUAAUAUGCAGUAGUCGUAUGGCGUUCUUCUUCUGCUUCUUCUUCUUCGGUUUGGUUCACUGCAUGUAAGGAGGGAUGAUAGAGUCGCCGAGUCUCCCAUUAAUCUGUUGUGAUGCAUUUAUAUGUCAGCAAAAUAAUUCACGCAAUUAAAUUAAUGAAUAUAUCAAGAAAGAAGCACAAGUGGAUGGUA
Molecule: messenger RNA, 2069 nt
Organism: Musa acuminata AAA Group (dessert banana)
Lineage: Eukaryota; Viridiplantae; Streptophyta; Magnoliopsida; Zingiberales; Musaceae
Product: laccase-3
Exons: 4
Coding region: 106-1845 (579 amino acids)
Biological process (GO): lignin catabolic process
Cellular component (GO): apoplast
Molecular function (GO): hydroquinone:oxygen oxidoreductase activity; copper ion binding
Source: RefSeq, a predicted model, not a curated record